This is a messenger RNA of Homarus americanus (American lobster), 3653 nucleotides long. RefSeq lists its product as uncharacterized. Lineage: Eukaryota; Metazoa; Arthropoda; Malacostraca; Decapoda; Nephropidae. The transcript is spliced from 6 exons. The record is from RefSeq and is a predicted model, not a curated record. The coding region runs from base 125 to 3097 and encodes 990 amino acids.
UGCUAAUUCAGUGCGCAUUCAGCAGCUCAUUGGUGUGUUUGAAAGUGCUCGCUGCUCUCGGGUAACUUGUCCAAUAUCUUUGGAUCACCACGAUCUCUGUUGCUGCUAAAUUAUACCUAAAACGAUGGCUGCAGUCACCGCUGACGAUAGUUUGCGGUUCGUCAUUAGUCAAGCUCUCAAGACCACAGUCAGAAAAGUGCUGUUUCUCGUUUAUAAGAAAAAGUUUCCGUUGACAAAUCCUGGAAAAAAACCUCACGAGGCAGUGAAAAAAUGUGCUUUGAACAAUGCGAUACAUGCUGAACAAAAAAAAAUAAUAGAAGCAAACCAAGAGGAAAAAUUCGACAUAACAACCCUGUGUUUCCUACUGAAGCACACGUGUGGACUUUCACGUAACAGUAAAGUCUGGAACAACCCCCAAAGGAUAGAAGGCAACAUUCAGAAGCUAAAGGACCUGCGGAACAAGGAUGCUCACGGGACGCAGGAAGGAUGUUCUGAUCAGGAUCUGGAGGACGCUUGGAAACAAAUGUGCACCGCAGUCACUAAUGUCCUCGACCACGCUGGCCUUAAAGAUCACCUUCGUGAAGUGGAGCAGGAGUUGUGUGAGAUACAAAAGCCUUAUCUUCUGUCCACGUCCAAACUGCAACAGGUCCGGGAGGGCCUCCAGAAUGAGCUGGAAGAGUUGUACAGGAGUGGGAGCAAGACGACGCUGAUGCCCCUCGUGUGGGGAGGGAAGAACUUAAGUUUCCACCAACACGUGAACAAGACCUACACCAAGACCAGGCUGACCGUCCUCCAUGACGGCAUUGAGGAGGAAGUAGAUGGUGAAGACAUCUAUCGGAAAAGCGGAUCGUUGAGAGCGAUAAUACUGCAGGGAGAGUCCGGCACUGGGAAGACCUCGUUGCUGCGCCACUAUGCUGCCAACUGGAGACCUAAAGCCUCGUCUCCCAUCCCAGCUCUUACCUCCAUUGAUUAUCUAAUAUUCUUCGACUGUACAGUUGUGGGCAACAACGCCUUCGCCCUCUCUGACAUGUUUCAAGAAAUCCUCCCCAAAUCCAAAGCAAAUUAUAAUUUCAACAUGAUGAGAAAUGAGUUAACAAAAGCUGAAAAUACUGUCAUGUUCAUGAUAGACGCUUUUGAUGAGCGACUCCAAGAUUUUGCGAAUGCCUUUAAAGAGCUGAAAAGGACAUUCCCUGAUGCAUACUUCCUUGUUACAUCACGACCACACUGCACACAGACCAUUAAAAAUUCUUAUCUGGAUGAAGCUGUUGUUGUCACAGCCCAUGGUUUCAACAAGUCCUGUUCUGAGGCGUAUGUAAAAAAAUUGUUCAAAGCAAAUACGAAGGGGGAUACUGAUUUUCAUGAGUUCUGGAACUCUUUCUCAAAGUAUGAGGAACUUGUUACAAUUCCUCAGUUACUGUGUUGGUCUUGCUGGUUCUGGUUAGACAAAAAAACAUAUCAUCUGUCAACUCGAGGAAUGAUCUUUGAUAGCAUAACAGACUUUAUGCUCAGGAAGCUGUGUCAUAUACACGGUAAGAGGAUCCUCGCUACAGAAUUGCCUCAAGAAGGACAACAGUGGCUCUACAUGGUGUCUCAACUUGCGUAUUCACAAGCAAAACAUGACGAAACGUCAUUUAACGAAAGUUCACCUGAAAUUAAAAAGUUAUAUGAAGAAGCCAAAAUGCUUAGAUUUCGCCCCCGGGAAGCCCUUUCUAGUCUUAUGCAGUGUGACAGUUCUCAAAAGGCCGAAGGAGAAUACGUUACUUUUCAGUUCCUUCAUGAUUCACAUGCAAACUUUCUUGUCUCUCAUUAUAUGUAUGAAACUCUUCAGAAAGAUAAGAAAGUCACACUGAAAAAACUUUUCAAUAAUAUCAAAGAAGACCGAAAGAAGUCUGUAAUAUCUUUUCUUGUAAGUCUCCUUUAUCAGGGGAAAAGUGUCUUGCAGCUUAAUAUCAUACAAGAAGAGUUGGUCCAGAUUUGUAAACAUUAUACGAGAUAUUUUGAUAUCAACUAUUACUUGGAGCUCAUUGAAGAAAGUCACUAUAAUUCUACAUUGAUCAAGUGUAUAAGUCAAAACAUUCCUGAAUACCCAACAGAGAGUGUAACAACUUUAAAGAAACCUAGUAGAUACCAACGCUAUGGGCAGUUAUGGUUGCGGCCGAAAGAAGUAAGACGCAGUCAAGCCCUCCUUCAUUUACUCUCACACGCCAAGCCAGUGCGGCUCUGGCUUAGACUGUGUGAAGGUCCCCAUGCAGACAAGCAUAACUCUGUGCGUGGUCACCAGGCGAUGGAGGGAAACCCUGUCAUAGCAAUGGAGUUAGUAAGCAAAGCCUAUGUUGACGAUGAUCUCGCUGAACUGAGGCUGACUGAUGUGACAGUGUCUGCUGCUCUCUCCUGGCCCACGUCGCUCUGGUGGCUUUCACUUGAACGAUGCGAUAUUAAGGUUGACUUCUCCCUUCCUAGUGGGUUACUGAAAUUAAAUGUGAUGGACUGCACUGGUUUAAGAAAUAUUAGGUUUCCCCCAAGUCUCAAAACACUGAAGUUACAGAGCAUGGACUUAGAAAAGCUGAGCUUCCCUAAUGUUGAAAAUCUUGUGAUAGAUUCUUGCACAAUCACGAACCUGACAAGUUCACCAUCAAAUAUAAAAUCAUUAAAACUUUACAACUCUGUAAUAGGUAGACGUUUCAGCUUUCCUCUCUUUCCUCAGUCCUUAGAACAUGUCACAAUAUCCGGCAUGUCAAGUUAUUCAGAAGAUGGAGAAACACGAGCUUGUGUUUUAUAUAGGGAGAAUUAUAUGUUCAUACUAGACCAAGCCAUACCAGUACAACAUUUGCAAAGCUUGACCUUCACUGAAUUUGUUCUGUCGCCCGAAGCCUUCAUCGACUUCUUCGUUGAGUUUCAGGAAAAGAAUUCUAGAUGUCGCCUGGUGGUUGAGAGUGUGUGUGAGCUGGCCGACGAGUGUGACGAGAGGGAAAUUAUCAUGGCCAGCAUCCUCACCUCUCCCUUACCAUUGGUUACCGUCAAAUUCAGGAAUGAGACUAUCACUAACAGCCAUCUCACUCUACCAAGGAGAAACAAAAAUAUUCUUCAUAUUAUGUAGUACAAGAUGUGGAAGAAUAAAGGAACUGAUACGCCUUGACUUUUUAUGAGAGAAAAGAGCUGAUUAAGGUAAGUGUAAAUUUGUCGAUACUAUAAUAAAACAUUUGAAGAAAAAUACAAAAUAGUGUUAAAUACGAGUUUGAUUUUUUUAACAGUGAAGACAACACUAUCCCCCCCCCCCAAAAAAAAAGAGAGAGAGAGAGAGAGAGAGACAAUUUUGUGUUAACCGAAAUUAGAAACUUUUGUGGAUGUUGAUUUAUUAUUACUUAAUUAUAUGCUUUUACUUAUGGUUUAUAAUGAAAAAUGUACCUCAUAUUAAUACACAGUAAACUUGUAUUCUAUGUUUAUUUUAACUUGAAAAAAAUAUCUACCACAGUAUGUUUUAUCUAACCUUAAAAUUCUUUGUCUUUUACAUUUCACCCGAUAUUGUAAAUGUCGUGUUUACCUCUGUCUAGUAGAUGACUAUUAUGUAAGAAGAUUAUCAUGUUAGCCAUAGUCACAACAGAAGGGUCUAUACCUAAAGCUUCUUAUAUGUUAUAUGUGUAUGAAUAAAUGUU